This is a messenger RNA of Setaria italica (foxtail millet), 1612 nucleotides long. RefSeq lists its product as uncharacterized. Lineage: Eukaryota; Viridiplantae; Streptophyta; Magnoliopsida; Poales; Poaceae. Bases 203 to 1168 code for a protein of 321 amino acids. The record is from RefSeq and is a predicted model, not a curated record. The transcript has 3 exons.
GCCGCCCUGCCGAACGGGUCAAAACCCCCCGUCCCUCCCCGGGCUCCACACGCCCGCGUCUUCAUUAACGCCGCCCCAGAACAACUAGCCAAGCCACCCGUCCUCCUCGUCACCGGUCAGUCACCCCAUCCCACCGGCCACACCAACCUCUUCUCCUCCCCUCCCAGUAAACCCCCAUCGAGAGAUCGAUCCCCCCCCGGCGAUGGAGCUGUUCGCGCGGGCGAAGGUGGUGCGGCUCAAGAGCCACCACGACAAGUUCCUGUACGCGGACGAGGACGAGGUGCACGUCACGCAGGACCGGAACGGCGCGUCCCCGAACGCGCGGUGGAGCGUCGAGGCCGUGCCGCAGGCCCCCGGCGUCGUCCGCCUCCGGAGCCGCUACGGCCGCUACCUCACCGCCUCCAACGAGCCGUUCCUGCUCGGCAUGACGGGGCGGAAGGUGCUGCAGACGGCCCCCGCGCGCCCGGACUCGUCGGUGGAGUGGGAGCCCGUGCGGGACGGCUUCCAGACGCGCCUCAAGACGCGGUACGGACACUUCCUCCGCGCCAACGGGGGGCUCCCACCGUGGCGGAACUCCGUCACCCACGACGUGCCGCACCGCACCGCCACGCAGGACUGGGUGCUCUGGGACGUCGAGGUCGUGCAGGUACUCACGCCGGGGCCCGAGCGCGCGGAAUCCGCGCCCGUCAAGAUGCCGGACUCGCCGCCCGCGCCGGAGAUCCGCGACCCGCCGCCGCCGCGGCACCGGCCCUCCAAGUCGUACGCCGCGCCCCCGCCGCCACCGCCCACGCUGGAGCCCGAGGCGGUGGAGGCGCGGCCGGCGCCAAGGCUCUCGAAGCUCGAGUCCUCCGAUUCUUUCUCCGCUCCCUUGCACAAGGUAGAGGGACGUGCCAUCCAUUACCACAUUGCUGAUGAUCUGGGCAACGUGGAUGAUGGCACAGAGGGACACUCAUUUACAUUUAAUGGCAGCAACUUGGAGGAGCUCGCCAACAAGUUGCAGGAGAAGACGGGUAUGGAUGACCUCAUCAUAUGCACACGCAGCCCUAUCAAUGGGAAGCUCACUCCUCUCCGCCUGCAACUGCCACCGAACAAUGCAGCAAUGCAUAUUGUGCUCGUCCAGGAGUCCUCAAAAGUGGCAAAGACAUUCCCAUGGCCAUAUGGUUCAUAGAUCAUAAUAUUUUUUUUGGUGAAGAUGGCGCCUUGAGUUUUGAUGGAUUGCGCAUCUACAUCAGUCGAUCCACUCAUGCUAGUUCUGCAGCUGCAGUGGGUACCAGUACCACGAGCAACUACUGCUGAGCUUAUGCCUCCAUCAGGGGUCUGUCUCAUUGUUGCACAUGUACAAAGCGUUAUAGUAGCUUUAAACCAACGGAGAUUGAUUGUGAAAUCCGGAGGAGAGAUGUUUGAUUAAUUUUAUAGACGAGAGUUUGACCCUGGACCCGUAUAUCUUCGAUUUUAAAUUUAGUUGUUGGAGAGAAUUUCUAAUCUCUGCGGACUCAAGCAUUAGCCGGCUCGUUCCUCCCCCAGUUGGAUCCUGCCAGUAUGUAUAUUCUCGGAUCAAUAUAUUUUGAACCAUCUGUCGUUGACUUUGGGGGCGAGGCAGAUUGUUUUUUUU